GCAUUAAAUUCUCUCUCUCUCUUCGCUUCUUCUCGUUCGAAUUCACUUUACUCUCUUCUCCUCUCUAUAUAUCUACCACUCUGAUACCUUCGCCGGAAAAGCUCUCGUUCUCUGUAUCGUCGGUGAAGCUCGACUCUGUUUCCUGCUCUGUACAGAUCUCGAGCCGCAUUUCGUGGAUCUGUGCAAAUCGCGUUUUGAACCUUACUCGAUUAUCGUGUAACCCUAGGGUUUUUGAUUUCUUUUUGGGAGGAGAGGAAGGAAUCAAUGUCUGUGGAGCUUUGAGGAAGUUAUGGUUAGACGUUUGGUUCUGGUUACGCUUCGUAUUGGCCGGAGGAGAGUGUCCGGCGAGGCUGUGAGGGUUUGGUUUCUCCGUUGUUGUUGACUAAUGGUGGUUUUUGAGCUUAGAUAAGAUGCCCAACUUUGCGAUGCUUCUGCUGUUAAUUCUUCUUCUUCACUCCCUCGGCUCGUUUCAUAUAUGUUUUGCUCGGCUGUUUCCAAUGAGCUUGCCAUUUACCCGAUCAAAGACCCAUCAAAUGCAUUUUUUUCAUCCUCAUCUUAAUCCAUCAGUUGCUCCUGCACCUUCACCAGCUUUUUCCCCCAGCCCAAGCCGCAUUCCACCACCAAGGCGCAAGGGUCAUCACCAUCAUCGUCGCUGGCAUUUAAGAGGCAAUGCGACUGCAGUGUCACCUUCUUCACCUGACUGUCAGCAGACAUGUGUAGAGCCUCUCACUUCAACUCCCUUUGGUUCACCUUGUGGUUGUGUCUUCCCCAUGAAAGUUCAGGUUCUACUAAGUGUUGCGCCUUUUUCUAUUUUCCCCGUGACCAACGAGUUAGAAAUUGAGGUUGCUGCUGGAACGUACUUGGAACAAAGCCAGGUGAAAAUAAUGGGUGCCAGUGCCGACAGUGAAAACCAAGGGAAAACAGUGGUGGAUAUUAACCUUGUUCCACUUGGAGAAAAGUUCGACAACACUACAGCAACACUUAUUUAUCAGAGGUUCCGGCACAAGAAAGUACCUCUAAACGAGACUAUUUUUGGUGAUUAUGAGGUUACACACAUAAGUUACCCAGGAAUUCCUUCUUCUUCGCCAAAUGAAGAUCCUACUGCAGAUGCUCCAAGUGCAAGUACUGGGCUUCCAAUCAAUGCAACCUUUACCAACAAAAACCAGGGUAUAGGUUUUAGAACGAUUGCAAUCAUUGCCUUGUCAGGUUUUGUGCUCAUUCUGGUUUUGGUUGGAGCUAUAUCUAUAAUCGUGAAAUGGAAGAAAAUUGGGAAGUCAUCUAAUGCUGUUGGCCCAACUUUGGCUUCAUCGAUUAACAAAAGGCCUGGUGCUGGAUCUAUGUUUUCCAGUAGCGCUAGAAGUUCGGUUUCAGAUUCUUUGAUGUCUUCCAUGGCUACAUGUGCUUUAUCCGUUAAGACCUUCACACUCUCUGAGCUUGAGAAGGCAACUGAUAGAUUCAGUGCUAAAAGGGUUUUGGGAGAGGGCGGAUUUGGUCGUGUUUAUCAGGGGAGCAUGGAAGAUGGAACGGAGGUUGCAGUGAAACUGCUAACUAGGGACAAUCAGAACCGAGACCGGGAAUUCAUUGCAGAAGUCGAGAUGCUAAGCCGUUUGCACCACCGUAAUCUUGUAAAACUGAUUGGAAUAUGCAUUGAAGGCCGUACACGUUGCUUGAUUUAUGAGCUCGUCCACAAUGGGAGUGUCGAGUCCCACUUGCACGAAGGAACGCUUGAUUGGGAUGCACGAUUGAAGAUUGCACUUGGAGCAGCAAGAGGACUGGCUUAUCUCCAUGAAGAUUCAAAUCCCCGAGUAAUCCACCGUGAUUUCAAGGCUAGCAAUGUUCUCCUAGAAGAUGACUUUACCCCAAAAGUCUCUGACUUUGGACUGGCGAGAGAAGCAACCGAAGGAAGUCAACAUAUUUCAACUCGAGUCAUGGGGACCUUUGGGUACGUGGCUCCUGAGUAUGCAAUGACGGGGCAUCUCCUUGUUAAAAGCGAUGUCUAUAGUUACGGUGUGGUUUUACUCGAGCUUCUCACUGGUAGAAGACCGGUAGACAUGUCUCAACCUUCAGGAGAAGAAAACCUUGUGACAUGGGCGAGACCCUUACUAGCCAACAGAGAGGGCCUGGAGCAACUGGUGGACCCUGCAUUGGCUGGAACCUACAACUUUGAUGACAUGGCGAAAGUGGCUGCUAUUGCCUCCAUGUGCGUCCACCAAGAGGUCUCACACAGACCAUUUAUGGGUGAAGUUGUGCAGGCAUUGAAACUUAUAUACAACGAUGCAGAUGAGACCUGUGGUGACUAUUGCAGCCAAAAGGACUCAUCAGUACCAGACUCUGCUGACUUCAAAGGCGAUCUGGCUCCAUCGGAUAGCAGCUGGUGGAAUUUGACACCUCGGUUAAGGUAUGGUCAAGCUUCGUCGUUCAUAACCAUGGAAUAUAGCUCAGGACCGCUAGAAGACAUGGAGAACCGGCCUCACUCUGCCUCUAGCAUUCCAAGAGAAGGAGGGCUUUUUCUACCAAACAGAUCAGGUCCGUUACGGCCCAUGCGUAGUAGAAGAAACUUCUUUAGAUUGAGAGGAAGCAUGAGCGAACACGGUGGACCAUCGUCAUCUAGACAUCUCUGGUCGGGCAAUGGCGACUGGCUCUGAGAAACCAGAAAAUGUACAGUGAAGAAAUGGAAAGAAAAAAAAAAAGAAAAAGAGGGAAGAAAGGCUCACAAACUCUUGAGCUGCAUGGUUAGGUUCUGGUUAAUCCGGUUUGGUUCGGUUGAUGUGGGUAAAGACUUUCUGGUUUGAUUUGUUUUAGGAGCCUUAUUUUUGGUUUUGUUUUUCCUCAAAUAGAUUAAGGGGGUUGUAUUGAAUUCUAAUUUAUCAAGAUUUUUGAAGAGUUCAACAAAAUCAUUAAAAGUGAAUAAGUGAAAUAUUGUUAGAGAUU
Molecule: messenger RNA, 2931 nt
Organism: Camelina sativa (false flax)
Lineage: Eukaryota; Viridiplantae; Streptophyta; Magnoliopsida; Brassicales; Brassicaceae
Product: receptor-like serine/threonine-protein kinase ALE2
Biological process (GO): protein phosphorylation
Molecular function (GO): ATP binding; protein kinase activity
Source: RefSeq, a predicted model, not a curated record